UAUCCGGUGUCGACCGGAAAAAGUUAAAAAGUCGAUAGCAGUUAGCUGCGUGUAAUUUAUUUGAUAUUAGAGACACUGAAACCCAAAAUGUCGUCGCAAACAAUAACUGUCACAGUCGCAUACGGAUCGACUAAACACAGCAUCACACUGUCAAGCCAAGACGAGGGAAAGGGAUCCACCAUUAAAGACCUGUCAGAUGCUGUUUGUCAAGCAACUGGUGUCCCACCUGCUUCACAGAAACUCAUCUUUAAAGGAAAGUCUCUGAAAGAUAUGGAGGAAAGUCUCUCCAGCUAUGGUGUAAAAAACGGCUGCAAACUCAUGAUGAUUGGAAAGCGGAACAGCCCAGAGGAGGAAGCUGAGCUGAAGAAGCUGAAAGAAAUAGAAAAAUCUGUGGAACAGACGGCUAAAAAGCUAGAGAACGUAGACGGGGAGUUAACUGGACUAAAGAAUGGCUUCCUGGCCAAAGACCUUCAGGCAGAGGCGUUGAAUAAAUUAGACCAUAGAGUAAAAAUAGCAGCUGAGCAAUUCAUGAAGAUCCUGGAGCAGAUAGACGCCAUGAAUAUCCCGGAAAAUUUUAUCGACUGCAAAACAAAGAAAAAGGGACUUGUAAAAACAGUGCAGGAUUUCCUUGCCCAGUGCGACAGGAUCGAGGCUUGUAUAUCAGACCACCUAUCAAAGAUUCAGUCGAAGAGCCUGGCUCUGGCAGAGUAGAGAAGUCUCACGAUGUUGUGUUGUACUGUAUGUUGCUCUGUGAGCAACGCCAACGUGAACAGAGAGCUUCAAGAAGCAGAUCCUGGUUUAUUUAUUGUGGGUGUGAUGUGGCGAGAAACUUCAUAACAAAGACACAAAAACCGAUUCCCUGAGUUGAAGACAAAUAUGAAGCGCUGUCUAAACCUAUAAAGCCACAUGUGUGAUUGUGUCAGCACUAUAAAAUUAUGUUGCUCCAACAAAAUGACCAGACGUAAUCAAUCACAUCAGAUUCCAUACUAUAGUAGCAUCCUAUUUUGUAUCAACUACAGCGUGUGGCCAAACGUAUAUGAAUGAACACCCUGCCAAUGUGUUGCUACAAAAUCAUAGGCACUUGUUUAGAAUUUCAUUAAGUUCUGCAGGGCUUCAUUCACAUUCUGCAACAAGAGCGUUGCUAUUUAUUGUUCAUUAUACUUAUUCCAUUAGCUUUAGAUGGAUCAACUUAAGAAUCAUGCAUUUCAGGCAACAGUACUUUGGAAGAUUACAAAAAAGUCUGGAUUCUUGGAAGCAAAAUAUGAAGAAAUUAGGGGUGGUUUCAAAUGUGUUAUCAUUUAUUCAUAUUGUUACUCUAAAGCCACGUUACCGGAGCAGAACCAUUAUUGUGGCUGCUGCUUGCAUAGUCCAGAGUCACUUCAGUCCAAUGUGCUCCUGGUUCUCUGCAGGACAGUCAGGUUCACUGAAACCAGGAUUAUGAGUAAGGAUGUGAAUAACUUUGACUAAAUUACUGUCGGGAUUUAAACAGAAUGAAACUAGUUCCAAAGCGUCUUUGUGUUGAUCCUGAUCUGUGU
Messenger RNA from Nematolebias whitei (Rio pearlfish), 1535 nucleotides. It is a transcript of the gene bag1, whose product is annotated as BCL2 associated athanogene 1. Bases 88 to 711 code for a protein of 207 amino acids. Gene Ontology annotation, cellular component: membrane; cytoplasm; nucleus. Gene Ontology annotation, biological process: protein stabilization. Lineage: Eukaryota; Metazoa; Chordata; Actinopteri; Cyprinodontiformes; Rivulidae. Gene Ontology annotation, molecular function: protein-folding chaperone binding; adenyl-nucleotide exchange factor activity. The transcript is spliced from 7 exons. The record is from RefSeq and is a predicted model, not a curated record.